Messenger RNA from Exophiala spinifera, 888 nucleotides. RefSeq names its product required for respiratory growth protein 9, mitochondrial. The transcript has a single exon. NCBI's taxonomy places the organism in Eukaryota, Fungi, Ascomycota, Eurotiomycetes, Chaetothyriales, Herpotrichiellaceae. The coding region runs from base 1 to 888 and encodes 295 amino acids. Gene Ontology annotation, cellular component: nucleus. The record is from RefSeq and is a predicted model, not a curated record.
AUGUCUUUCAACGUCCGAUCGAGCUCAAUCCUUCUAAACACCCUUCGUUGCGGACCACAGCCUCAAAAAGUAUAUUUCCCUUCCGUCCUCUCAUUCAAGUCGCCGAUCUCCUCAGUAUCAACAGCUCUUCACCGCUGCCAAUCCGUGUCUUUCGUGUUUGCACCCAGUCAUAAUGGCCAUGUGUCCAAGAGGCGGAGGCUGUCAUCCUCUUGUAGGGCUACUGCGUCUCUUGACAUUGGUCACAUAGAAGAGCCAGGUUCAGGGCGAGGAUCAAUAUUUGGCGGCGAAAAUAGCGAGGAAUCCGGCUCUGGGAUGUCCUCGGCCACGGAAACCAGAGGGGAGGUUGUACGGCUUCAGGGAGAGCUUGGCAGGAUGUCGUUACAAGACAAGUCCGAAUCGCAACAUCAGGUCUCUCCGAACGCAGGAGAUCAGAACAGUGGAGGCAAAAGACGCAUUGGACUGAGAGACUCGGCCGAACCUAGAAAGCAGAAGUCAGAGCCUUGGAAAACCCAGAAAGAUGCUUUGAAGAAGAAGUUUGGUGAAGCAGGAUGGAAUCCAAGGAAGAAAUUGUCACCAGACACCAUGGAAGGUAUCCGAGCCCUACACGAGCAGGAUCCAGAAAGAUACUCCACGCCGCUGUUGGCGGAGCACUUCAAAGUGUCACCUGAAGCCAUUCGUCGUAUCCUCAAGAGCAAAUGGCGGCCGUCUGAGAAGGAAAUGGAGAAGAAAAGAGAGCGGUGGGCCAAAAGACAUGACCGUAUCUGGGACCAGCAGGCAGAAUUGGGCCUGAGGCCGCAGAGGAGAAAGGAGAGAGCGCAGGAGGAUCCCGACGAGUUUGAAGAGAAGCUGAGAGCGAAGGAGAUGCUGGAUAAUGCGAGGAGUGCCUGA